Messenger RNA from Scutellospora calospora, 182 nucleotides. NCBI's taxonomy places the organism in Eukaryota, Fungi, Glomeromycota, Glomeromycetes, Diversisporales, Gigasporaceae. The record is from the annotation of a GenBank genome assembly.
UUGUAGCAAAUGGGAGUAAUUUUAAUACUCAAGGGUCUAAAAUAGAAGCCUUUAAACCUAUUAUAUUAGAUGAAUUCUAUAAUUCAUUAAUAGACAAAAAAAUAGCAGCUCAGGCUCUUUCUAAUAGCCUAGAACAAUUUACAGAUAAUAAAUAUUCUAUAGAAUUAGAAUCUUCUAAUUCU